AUGCAAUCAAUUCUUCACAAAGUCGUCGGACCCAAAGAGGUCCACCCGGAGAACCUCGACGGGCGAGUCGCAGUGGUUACUGGUGGCGCUCUUGGAAUCGGCUACGAAGUUAGUCGCGCGCUUGCCCUCGCUGGCGUAAAAGUAAUUAUGGUAAAUCGCAAAGAAGAACAAGGCUCCGAAGCAAUCUCUAGCAUCAAGAAAGAGAAGGCAGAUGCCGACGUUGAAUGGAAGCAUUGUGACAUGGGUAGCCUCAAGGAAGUCAAAGAAGUCUUCUCUGGGUUGCGCAAUUCACUUGAGCGUCUCGAUUUCCUCGUCCUUUCUGCUGGAAUCAACACGAACCAAUAUGGUGAAGACGCUGAUGGUAUUGAUCGCCACUUUGGCGUGAACUACCUAGGCCACUUUUAUGUUUGCAACCAACUAUGGCCAGUGCUUCGGAAGACGGGAAAGAUGGGGACCAAGCCGGCACCACGAGUCGUUUUCGAGUCAAGUGAGAUGCAUCGCACAGCGCCAUCAGAUGUGCACUUCGCAAGCAUGGACGAGAUUAACGAUAGUUCCAUGGAUCCGACACGGCUGUACGGACGCACUAAGCUAGCCAUGAUCCUGUUUUCAAAGUUUGGUCUGCGAGACCGCGUUAUCAAGCCCAACGGCGACAACGUAUACGCUCUCGCCGUGCAUCCAGGUGCAGUCAAUACAGCUAUGCAGCAGCAGUGGAAGGACGCAUAUCCGGGAAUUACCGGCAAGCUACUGUCGAAUGCAAUGCUUUUUGCUGGUCGGGACGUUGAGCAGGGUUCAUACAGUGCGCUUUGGGCAUGCACAUCGGACGAGAUUGAGGAGAAGGACAUGAAUGGAUUCUAUUUCAGCGACCCCGGCCAACCAGGCAAAGAGACCUCUCAAGCCAGUGACGAGAAUCUCGGUGCUGCACUGUGGGAUCUGAGUGAGCGGAUCAUCAAAGAUAAACUGGGUCAAGAAGCGCUUGUAGACUGGGCUAAGAAGGAGUAG
This is a messenger RNA of Alternaria postmessia, 999 nucleotides long. RefSeq lists its product as uncharacterized. Bases 1 to 999 code for a protein of 332 amino acids. NCBI's taxonomy places the organism in Eukaryota, Fungi, Ascomycota, Dothideomycetes, Pleosporales, Pleosporaceae. The record is from RefSeq and is a predicted model, not a curated record. The transcript is spliced from 4 exons.